AACGUUCGUCCAACGCAACAGCCUCUGAACUAAUACCAAGUCGUUUAUAUAUCAAAUAAAUCAAUCUCCACCACGGUAUGUAUUGUAAACCACAACUCGUAAUGGUUGAUGACUGAUAUUUCCAAACGAAGGAGACCUUUUGAAGGACCAGGUUAUGUUCAUGUAUUUUGGUUAAAUCCAUGGUUACUUUGUUUGGUGAAGUAAGUGAACAGACGCGGAAGGCUGAUGGGAAAUGUGCGUUUAAACUGCUUCUGUAAUCGUCUGACACCAUGCUGAGCUCCAUCUACAGCUGUUCUGCAGUAUCUGUGUCGAUAUGAAGUCCAGCGUGGCUGUGUUUACAAGAGAGGAUCCCUUGCCACCUCUUCCGAGCAGGAAGACUGGCUAUCACCCAUCCCGCAGACAGAACCUCACACAGAAAAAGAGCUCCAAAAAAACCCCUGCAGACGACCGACCGGCCUGGCCCUCAACGGACCAGGGAUCUCCCUCCAGCGAGACGGCCUUCCCUUCCAACACGGAUCCGCCUGGACCCUCUGCUGGGGGUUUCAACAUGUCUCCCCCCCACCAACAGGAUUCAGUUCUGGCAAGGUACGUCCAGCGUUUCCGCUACGGCGAGCCCAGGAGCCGGGCGGAGCGCCGACCGGUGUCCCCUGCUGCCGAGAGAGAGGAGGCACGACUCUUCUGGUGGAUGAGUCCCUCGUCUCCUCCUUCUAGUCCUACACCCCGAGACUCAGGAGACAUGGAUGAAACAGCUGCCCUGAAAGAAGACCAGGACCCUGGCAGAGGCGGGGAACUCGGAACCUCAAGACCGUACGGGGAACCACUUGAUAUCAGCUCGUUGGACCUGUCCGACUCCUCUCUGGGGGACCGCUGGGACAUUGAGGGCGUGCAGGAGAGGGCCAGCCGACUGCUACAGAGGAGUGAGAGCUCCGUCAGCAGUGGCUCCCUGGUCGUCAGCUCUGAGGGCCUCGGGGGCUCUGGUUUAUCCUCCCCCGUCAGCGCAAACGAGCCGUUCCGAAGACCCUUCUUUCCCUGUCCGAUUGAACCGACCGCGUGUAACACAAGCUCAUCUUCGGCCCCUGUGGGCCCCUCGCAGAACGGCUACACGCCAUCUGCCUCCAUUAGUCGCCAACGCCCGGAGGAAGACAUCCUCUUCCAAUGGCGGUUGAGGAGGAAAAUGGAGCAGGCCAGCCACUGGCCCCCGGCCCCCUCACAACCGUUCCCUAGCCUCCACCAGCAACAACCACCUUCAGCCUGGCAGAACCCUACUCUCCACCAACCACCUUCAGCCUGGCAGAACCCUACUCUCCACCAACCACCUCCAGCUGGACAGACAUCUAGUCUCCACCAGGCCUCAGUCAGUGGCUCCAUGGAACAUAUGCGGCCUCAGGACCAGGGACCCGAACCGUCGCAAAGAACGCCGCCAUCCAUCCUUCCCACGCCACAACACGGGAGAAAAGGCACGCACGGGCCGUGUCCCCCAGCCGCGGGCCCCCCCUCGACAUCCACCCCCCGUCCUGCGUCCAGCCAAACGGCCUCCAGUCACCAGCCGGCGAGGGAGCCUCCUCUCUGGGAUGGAUUCCCUGGUCCGGUGCCAUCGUCUUUUCCAACAACGCCACCCAAAGCGCUAGGCCGGCCCCCGACCGACAUCGCCCCAAAACACUCUCGACGAACCGUGACUAACCCUUCCCCGGCGGCGGGCGGCCGGGAACCAGAGUCGUGUCCCCCCCCGCCCAGCUCCUCGGAGCCGACAAAGGACGAGCGGAACUCUGACAUCAAGGAGCAGAAAACGGCCCACAGGAAGCAGAAGAGGCGCCCUGCUGGAGACGGGCCGGGCCCUCAGAUCGGGGGCGGCUCGCGGCCCCGCCCGGACAGCAUGGCAGCGUCCGCGCCUCAAAGGUUGUCCCCCGACAAAGACACACGGCAGAGGAAGAGCCAAGCGCUCCACCAGGGGGUCUGUUCUGCUCAAUGUGCCCCGCCGUCUCCCGUCCACCUGGCCUUACGACAGGCGGUUUCCGAGGUGCUGUUCCCCACGCGGCGUGCCUCUUCCUCCUCCUCCGUCCCCCCGCGGGGCGCCCCAGCUGCUCCGCCGCGGCCCCAGGGUCCCGACGGCAGCGCCCAGCCCCCCGAGGAGGUCCUUUCACAGCUGCUCCGCGACGCCGAGGAUUCCGACGGAGCGGAGUUCGGAGACGAUGGUUUACUGCAGGUGCUACGCAAGCAGAGGACGCGAGUGAAGGACCAAAUAAGUCAAGUGGACUCCUUGUUGGAGGAAUUCACACCAGUGGGGGAAGAAGCUUGAACCAGGGAACACUUGCAAUAGUUUUGUUUUUUAAUUUUAUACAUAAAGAGUGCAUUUGUAUCAUGUAUUUAUAAAGAUGCUGUGACAAAUAUAAAUUAAAACAUUAA
Molecule: messenger RNA, 2403 nt
Organism: Gadus morhua (Atlantic cod)
Lineage: Eukaryota; Metazoa; Chordata; Actinopteri; Gadiformes; Gadidae
Gene: proser3
Product: proline and serine rich 3
Exons: 13
Coding region: 314-2296 (660 amino acids)
Source: RefSeq, a predicted model, not a curated record